Messenger RNA from Mycena indigotica, 639 nucleotides. Its product is annotated as SWIM-type domain-containing protein. Gene Ontology annotation, molecular function: zinc ion binding. The record is from RefSeq and is a predicted model, not a curated record. The transcript is spliced from 3 exons. The coding region runs from base 1 to 639 and encodes 212 amino acids. Lineage: Eukaryota; Fungi; Basidiomycota; Agaricomycetes; Agaricales; Mycenaceae.
AUGGCUCGCGAAGGCCACCGUCGUCGGCAAUACUAUGUUGUGGUCGAGCAGCAUGACAACUCAUUAUCUUGCAAUUGCUCUGGCUUUCGUCAAACUGGGAAGUCAUGCGAACAUAUUGUAGCUGUUCGCUUGGAGAUUCAGUAUGGCACUGUUUACGAGUAUGAAGCUGUUGAAAAACGAGCACUUCGAGGGAAAGGUGCUGCAGGAAAAUCACGAAAUCCAAAGAAGAGCUCGAAAGGCAUCAAGACUGUUCCCCGGCGCAAAGACAGCACGAUUACUAGAGACUAUGAGCGAUUUCUGGCACAGUUGGGUAAGGAAGAAGAUCCAUGGGCAGAGCUGCCCUCGACUAUCCAGGAGGAGCUUGGUGAUGGUAUACUGGUUGAGGACGAGGAUGUCGAUGAGAGCGAUGGAAAUGCAUCAGGAGUCGAUAUCGACGACCCACUCACACGGAUGAGUAGUCAAGUGAGUCCUGGUCGCCCUGCAAGAGUUCAGCCAUUGCAUCCCAGUCGAACAAAGUCUGUCGCCAAUCCAAAGAAGCCCUCCAAGAAAAAGAAUAAGCCUAGUAAAGAAGAGAAGAAGAAGUCCAAAUUCCUAUCUAUACUGUCGACCAUUGGCUCUGUGUUCAGAUUGACUUUCUAA